AUGGCUCAGCAUUGCCGAAUCUACGCAGCUCUAUCACCGAUGAUCUCCGAGAAUGAUACUGUAGUCUUGUCCGAUUCUGACUAUCUACCGUUUCAUCUGGAGCAGCAUUGGGAUGAUGGUGUCGAUCUCUUCCUGUACAAUCCGCUAUGCUGCGGCCAUGAGAAAAUAGUCAGCGUAUUACGGGAGAUUUUAGCCCCCUGCAACGUGAAAUAUGAAGAUGUCGUCUCGAUGGAACUGGAUAUUUAUAAGAAUUUCGCUAAAGAUAUUAAGGAAGCUUCUUACCAAAACGCGAACGGGUUGACAACUUUGCAUAGAAAUCGGAUGUGGUCCAGUGAUCAGACGUUGAUGUCCUAUCGGCUGUACACGUGGAAGAAAAACCAAGAUCGCGCCAUCCGAAUCGGCGAGUGGAACAGGGUCGGAAAUCGUCUGGAUCGAAUGAAGAUUUUGCAACUUGAUGCGAAAGCAAAUAUAUCUGAAGAGUACGUCGACGCUCACAUCUUUCGCCCAUUCGAUGAA
Messenger RNA from Mesorhabditis spiculigera, 516 nucleotides. The record is from the annotation of a GenBank genome assembly. NCBI's taxonomy places the organism in Eukaryota, Metazoa, Nematoda, Chromadorea, Rhabditida, Rhabditidae.